UCGGGACGAGCCACUUCCGCUUCCAGCCGCCGAUUUCACCGGACUCGAGUUUGAACUCAACGAGGACGAUGUCAUGUGUGUCAGUGGAACCGUAACCGUUAGGGAGGACUACGAGGCGCCGCUUGGAACAUACUUCUACACGAAGCACCUGGAGCGUGGCCAGUGGAGACCGGGCGUGUUUGCCCGGAUUGUGAAAGAUUUUUGUCCGGACAUUCUGAACCCCAGAGAGGCAUGGUACUUUAUCACGAAAACGCUGAACCAGACGUACUGUCCCUACAGAAAGGGGCACGUUGAGGUGUUGGACCGGUUGAAGUUUGGAACGUACGGGGUGAUUGUUCCGUUCCACAUGCUUGGCGAGUGGAAGUUAUAUUUUGAAGUCACAGCCAAACGGAACGGCCAGAUGAUCAAGGAGUGCAUCAUGCGGAGAGUUUUCCUGACGGAUGGUUGAAGCAUCACGACUGUGAGCUGUGUGUUAUCUUUGGAUUGCGUAUGAUUUAAUUUAAUUAAUGCCAUUAGUUUUCAAGGAUUCUAUCGCUUCCCCCUUCAAAAUUGAUCCCAAAAAUCAGGGGGAGAAAAAAAGAUAGAGAACGAAAAAACCUAAUUUCAAAUUUUAAGUCCAUUUUUUCAAAAUUAUGGAGCAAAAAGUAUCACAAACUGCUCUAUACAUUAGUUAUGCUACUACAGAAAAUUUGCAAAAUAUCUCAAAGUCCCAAAUUUUCCUAUUUGAUUUAAAUACAAAAAUGAACCCUUUAAAAUGCGAUUGGAACCUAAAAUUAAACUUAAAUUGCGUCCUAAAAUUAACCUUAAAUUGCUGAUACAGAGCGGAUUCGUCAAUUUAAAUAGGCAAUCAAACGUCAAAAUUACCUCCCCACUAGAGGGCGCUGAAACUUGGGGUGAUGUU
Culex pipiens pallens (northern house mosquito) is the source of this 901-nucleotide messenger RNA. RefSeq lists its product as uncharacterized. Bases 74 to 448 code for a protein of 124 amino acids. NCBI's taxonomy places the organism in Eukaryota, Metazoa, Arthropoda, Insecta, Diptera, Culicidae. The transcript is spliced from 3 exons. The record is from RefSeq and is a predicted model, not a curated record.